This is a messenger RNA of Eucalyptus grandis, 822 nucleotides long. RefSeq names its product alpha-N-acetylglucosaminidase-like. NCBI's taxonomy places the organism in Eukaryota, Viridiplantae, Streptophyta, Magnoliopsida, Myrtales, Myrtaceae. The record is from RefSeq and is a predicted model, not a curated record. The transcript has 5 exons. Bases 1 to 822 code for a protein of 273 amino acids.
AUGGAGGAGAGAACCGACGGAAGAGAAAGGGGAAAGACGGAGGGCGACGACCAAGGUGGAGCGGCGACGGUGCGCGGCGGCGACGGCUCCGAUGACGGGCGAGCGGAGGGCCGAGCGGCGGUCGGGCGGACGCAGCUCCUCCUUCAAGCUUCUACAUCAACACGAGCAAACUACUUGAAGAUCAGAUUCAAAUCUUACGUUAUUGAGGAGCUUAUUGACCAUCUGGUGAAGCAGCUGAGGGCCAACGUCCCGAGGAAGCCCAACAUUAAGAUUUCAGCGCUAAUACUGCUUCUCAGUGUGAUAACAAUGACUUGGUCAGCAUCAUCGCCGGACGUCAUUGAGUCUCUGCUCACCCGACUGGAGUCCAAGAGGGCAUCUCCGUUGGUUCAAGAAAGGGCGGCCGCAGGCGUUCUUAAGAGAUUGCUUCCUUUCCAUUCACACAGCUUCCAAUUCAAGAUCGGACCCGAGGUCUCAUUCUUUGCCUAUCGGGAUGUUUGUGGUGGAAAGAACUGCUUUUUAAUCGAAAAUUACGGGGAGAAUGAUGGGCCUGAGAUAAUGAUUAGAGGUACCACAACAGUUGAAUUAACAUCUGGCUUGCAUUGGUACUUGAAGUAUUGGUGUGAUGCUCAUGUUUCCAGGAACAAGACUGGUGGCAUACAGGUGGCUUCUGAUCCUAAGGCAAGAUCCCUGCCUAGGCUGAAGGGCAAGGGUGUGAUGAUUCAGCGACCCGUCCCAUGGAACUAUUACCAAAAUGUCGUUACAUUUCUUCACCUGAGACAUCGAGGCUCUGACGAUAUUUCUAAUAGCAAGUCUAGUGGCUAG